CCCUGGAAGGGCGGGUUGUCACUGGCAGCCGCCGCGCAUGCGCCCGAUUGAAGAGGGGGCGAAGAUGUCGGUGUUGGACCUGUACAAACAUCGGGACUGAGUGCUGGCGGAGGGGGUGAACUGGAACGUGGUUACAGCUAAGUAAAUGGAGUGAAGCAGCCAUGGGCAGUCUCAAUGAUCCAGAAGAUACAUACAUUGCAGUGAUUCGUCCUAAGAAUGCUGCUAGUUUGAAUUCCCGUGACUAUCGAACAAAGUCAUAUGAAAUUCUGCUGCUAGAGUUGCAAAAUGAAGGCAAUGAAAAAAAGAGGAAGAAAGUUUUAUUGCAAACAAAACUGAAAAGAGAUGAAAAUAAAGGGCAAGACAUACUCGACUUUGUAGUUGAAGCCACCAAGCUUACAUUUCCGAACAACCAAGGAGUCAAAGGUAAACGUGUGGUGCGGAUCAAAGAAUUCCCUGUUCACGGAGAGAAUGUUUGCAGAUCAGCUUCACUUUACGUUGUGCCAGCAGCAAUUAAAGAUAAUAGCAAGAUAUCCUAUUGCCUUGGAGCACCAGGUUUUUACUGCUUCCAGGAUAUUAUGCGUGUGUGUAGUGAAACCAGUAAUCAUUUUUCUACCCUCAGUGCGAAAAUGUUGAUUGCCUUGGACAAGUGGUUGGCAGAGCAACACACCAUCUCCCAUGCCAUUCCAGGUCUUUUUAGGCCAUCUCCUCUUGACAGAAUCAAGUCUUGUGUUGCAAACCCUGCUUAUGUCAAUGAAAUGGAUCAAUGUGAAAAUACAUUGCAUGUGGGCUACACUGCUCUGGAAAUUAAAAGCAAAAUGAUGGCACUGGAGAAGGCUGAUCUCUGUAUCUACAAUCCUCUUUUUGGAUCCGAUCUGCAGUACACAAAUAGGGUAGAUAAAGUGGUUAUAAACCCAUACUUUGGUCUGGGAGCUCCUGAUUAUUCCAAGAUACAGAUUCCAAAGCGUGAAAAAUGGCAGCGCAGCAUGAGUAGUAUCAUGGAGGACAAGGAUCGACAAUGGGUGGAUGAUUUUCCCCUGCAUCGCAGUGCCUGUGAAGGUGAUACAGAGUUAUUGAGCAAGCUUCUGGAUAGCGGCUUUUCAGUUAAUCAGUUAGACAGUGAUCAUUGGGCUCCUAUUCAUUAUGCUUGUUGGUAUGGAAAGGUUGAAGCUACUCGGUUCUUAUUAGAAAAGGGAAAGUGUAAUCCCAAUCUUCUAAAUGGACAACUCAGUUCCCCGCUACAUUUUGCAGCAGGUGGAGGACGUGCAGAGAUUGUGCAGCUUCUACUGCAGCAUCCAGAGAUUGAUCGGCAUAUUGUGGAUCAGCAAGGCAGGACAUCAUUGCAGGUCUGCAAAGAAAACAAACAGAACGAUUGGGAAGCAACAGUACAACUUCUUACUGAUGCACUGAAUAAGCCAUAUGAGAAAGUUAGGAUUUAUCGUACUGAUGGGUCAUAUCGUGCUGUUGAACUGAGGCAUGGAAACAAUACGACAGUGCAGCAGAUUAUGGAAGGCAUGCGGCUUUCACAGGAGACACAACAGUACUUUACCAUCUGGAUCUGCUCUGAGAACCUCAGUUUGCAACUGAAGCCAUACCAUAAAUCACUUCAGCACCUGCGAGACUGGCCAGAAAUUGUUAUGGAAUUAACAUGCCUUGAUCCACACUUGGAAAAGCCACAACUUUUUCUGCGCAGGGAUGUACGACUUCAGCUAGAAACUGAGAAGAAGGUGGACGAUCCAUUGGCUAUCCUCAUUCUAUUUGAUGAGGCACGCAGUAACCUGUUGAAAGGAUUAUAUCCGUGUGCUGACAGUCAGUUGAUAAUUUUGGCUGGUCUUCUCCUUCAAAUCAUCUAUGGAAAUUAUGACAGUAAAAAACAUAAGCAAGGGUUCCUCAAUGAGGAAAAUCUCAAAUGUAUAUUACCAUGCACCAAACUGAAAAGCAAGGGCCCACAUUGGAUUGGUAGGAUUCUACAGGAGUACAAGGGCCUAAGCAGCCGUGAAGGGAUCAGUAAGGAGAUGCACCAUCUUCAACGCCUCUUCCUGCAAAUUUGCUGGGAAUUUCCAACAUAUGGAGCAGCCUUUUUCACAGGACAAAUAUAUACCAAAGCUAGUUCAAGUGGUCAUAAAGUUGUCAAGGUCUACGUAGGUGUAAACACAAGAGGUCUGCACUUGCUAAAUAUGGAAACUAAGGCUCUGCUGAUUAGCCUUAAGUACGGCUCCCUCAUGUGGCAGUUAGGUGAAGCAGAUGCCUACUUUCAAAUCCACAGUUUGGAAAAUAAAAUGAGUCUUGUUGUACACACAAAGCAGGCUGGUCUAAUUGUGAAGUUACUGAUGAAACUAAGUGGCCAACUGAGUGUAAAUGAAAGAAAUUUGACAGAAAGACAUGGAUAUGGGUAACCAUUAAUUACCAGUACGGGUUAUCUUGAGCAUGUAUUCUUGAUGUCCUAAUGUGGUUUGGUUUAUAAAAACUUAAGAACAAAAACUGCCAUUGUCACUGUGGAUAUUUUUUAAAUGUAUAUUUGUAUGAUACUGAAGCAUCACAUAUACUGUAUUUCUCUUCCAUAUGUCUGUUGCUUUACCAAAUGCUUGAUAUAUAUCAACUGUUUAUUAGAUAUUUUUAUUGCUUAAUUUUGCUAAAGAAAUAAGCUUUGUUCAGAAAGUGGAACAGAUGCCAUCUACAAAGUAUGCAUUGCUGUAAUAACUCCGCUGUUCAGUACCUUUUUAUAGAAAGUUUAGAAAUAUGUUGUAACAUUAAUGUCUCCAUGCAAUUUGUUAUAAAAUAAAAGAGGACUUUAAAAUUGUU
Pristis pectinata (smalltooth sawfish) is the source of this 2799-nucleotide messenger RNA. RefSeq names its product KRIT1 ankyrin repeat containing (gene krit1). The transcript is spliced from 17 exons. NCBI's taxonomy places the organism in Eukaryota, Metazoa, Chordata, Chondrichthyes, Rhinopristiformes, Pristidae. Gene Ontology annotation, biological process: negative regulation of angiogenesis; regulation of establishment of cell polarity; cell redox homeostasis. Gene Ontology annotation, cellular component: cytoskeleton; plasma membrane. Bases 162 to 2393 code for a protein of 743 amino acids. Gene Ontology annotation, molecular function: protein binding. The record is from RefSeq and is a predicted model, not a curated record.